UCCAAUUUGAGUAUCCUGAGAGUCGGGAUACAGUCCAAACUUCUGCCUACACACCACUGCUGCUGCUGCCACUACAUGCUAUCUGCUUGACCUGCAGACUCUCAGCUAAUAUCCAACCACUGGAAGACGACACGUGAUUGAUGCUCAGGACAUGGAAACAAACUAACUGAACUGACUGAAUGAAGACUCUCUCCUUCCUCUUUGCACUUUCUGUCUGACUUCUUCCAGGAGAGCUUUACAGAGCUGAUCACAUUGGAGACCUAAGUCAGCAACAUUAGGAGUCAUGGUCCCCUCACUGUACUGGCUCCUGCUGCUGUGGGGACUUCAGGGUCUUUGCGCACAGGACUAUGAAGAAGACUAUGAAGAAGAGGUGGUGACACCCAAGAAGAAGAACAAACUAUAUCCAUCCAAUUCCAUACCACAAAAUGGCAAAUCUCUCAUUGAUGAGGACUGUGGUUUGGAGAUAGCCUUUCUGAUAGAUAGCUCAGAGAGCGCAAAGGACAACCAUGCCCAGGAAAAGCGCUUUGCCUCUGACAUAAUGGACCGGCUGCAGGGCCUCCGGCUGCAGACUGGCCGGAGCCUCAGCUCCCGUGCAGCCCUUCUUCAGUACAGCAGCCAUGUCAUCAUAGAGCAGACCUUCAAACAGUGGAGAGGCAUCGACGACUUCAAGGCCCGAAUCGCUCCAAUCGUGUACAUUGGUCAUGGCACCUACACCACCUACGCUAUCACCAACCUCACCCGCAUCUACUUGGAAGAGUCUGACCCCAGUAGCAUCAAGGUGGCCAUUCUGCUCUUCGAUGGCAUCUCACACCCCAGGAACCCUGAUAUAUUUUCAGCUGUGGCUGAUGCCAAGAACCAGGGCGUCCGUUUCUUCACCAUAGGCAUCACACCUGAAGCUAAUGAGCCAACCAAUAUAGCUCAGCUGCGACUAAUUGCUAACUCCCCAGCUUCCCGCUACCUUCAUAACCUGCAGGACAGAGGCAAUGUGGAAAAAGUCAUUAAGGAGAUUACGGCGCUGGCGGAUGAAGGGUGUCCCCUGGCCCAGAGCAAGUGUGCGUGCGACAAGGGUGAGAGGGGACCCAGUGGCCCUCCUGGCAAGAAGGGCCGUCCUGGAGAGGAUGGAAGUCCUGGUCCAAAAGGACAGAAGGGUGAAAGUGGGCUCAGUGGACUUCCAGGUCGAGAAGGAGCAGAGGGAAAACCAGGAUACAAAGGAGAGAAGGGAGAGAGAGGGGAGUGUGGCACACCCGGAAUUAAAGGAGACAGAGGUCCUGAAGGUACUGUUGGUCCAAGAGGAAAUCGUGGACUUCAGGGUUUGCCUGGUCCACCUGGUGACAUCGGACCUGAAGGGGCAAUGGGUAAAAAAGGGGAAAGGGGACUUUCUGGGCCACCUGGAAUCCAAGGGGAAACAGGGAUUGGCCUUCCGGGACCCAAGGGUGAUGUUGGUUUCCAGGGGCAACCAGGGCCCCCCGGUCCUCCAGGACUUGGCGAGCCUGGACCACCGGGGCCUCAAGGGCCACAGGGAGUCCAAGGAGAGAGAGGACCAAUAGGAGAGGGUUUCCCUGGACCAAAGGGAGAGCGAGGCUUGGAGGGGCCACGGGGGCCCAGAGGACAGCCGGGCGCUGGAAUCAAAGGAGACAAGGGGGACUUUGGACCACCAGGUCUUCCAGGGCCGCUCGGCCUUCCAGGAGUAGGCAUACAGGGCGAGAAGGGCAUGGAAGGACCAAGGGGGCCACCAGGAAGCAGGGGCCUACCUGGAGAGGGUGCGCCUGGACCCAAGGGAGACCAAGGGCUGCCAGGUGAGGUUGGUGCCCCAGGAGAGAGAGGGGCUGGAGACCCUGGAGCUAAGGGCGAGCCAGGAUCACAGGGAAUGUCAGGUUUGCCAGGGCUGCCAGGAGAGGACGGAGCCCCUGGACAGAAGGGUGAGCCAGGAGCUCCAGGUCUCAGAGGACUAGAGGGGGCACCUGGCAUUGGCACUCAGGGUGAAAAGGGUGACCAAGGACAAAGAGGAAUAAGAGGCUUGACUGGUCCACCUGGCAUUGCUGGACCUUCAGGACCAAAGGGAGAACCAGGGGCACAAGGCAGGGCGGGGGCUCCUGGUCCACCAGGCCGUUUCAUUGCAGGACCCAAGGGUGACAAUGGCCCAAGUGGUCCUCCUGGUCCGAUCGGGGAAACUGGCUACGGACUUCCUGGUCCAAAGGGUGACCGUGGAGAUCCAGGUCCUGCAGGUCCAUUUGGUCCCAAAGGAGAUGGCUAUCCUGGCCCCAUGGGCCCUCCUGGUCUGCCUGGACUUCCUGGAGAACCUGGCCCAGAAGGGUUGGGCAUCCCUGGACCAAAGGGGGAUAUUGGUUUCCGAGGGUUGCCUGGUUUACCAGGACCUCCAGGCGAAGGACUCCAAGGACCUCCGGGUAACCCUGGGCGAUCUGGCCCACCGGGGCCAACAGGGCCACAAGGACAAGGAGUUCAAGGGCCAAAGGGUGAACAGGGGGCUCAAGGUGUGACAGGGCCAAGGGGGCUUCCUGGAGAGGGCUUUCCGGGCGCUAAGGGUGACCGCGGCUCGGCAGGGGAGAGGGGGCUGAAGGGAAUCAAAGGAGAUAUGGGAGAUCCUGGAACCCCGGGGCAACCUGGCCGAACUGGUAUCAAAGGUGAAGCAGGACUCACUAGAGAGGACAUCAUUCGAAUGAUCAAAGAGAUCUGUGGAUGUGGGAUCAAGUGUAAGGAGAGGCCCAUGGAGCUGGUGUUUGUCAUUGACAGCUCAGAGAGCGUGGGCCCAGAGAACUUUGAGAUCAUUAAGGACUUUGUAAACGCGCUGGUGGACCGGGUCACUGUGGGCCGCAACGCCACCAGGAUCGGCCUGGUGCUGUACAGCCUGGAGGUGAAGCUGGUGUUCAACUUGGCCCGCUACGUCACCAAACAGGACAUCAAGCAGGCCAUCAGGAACAUCCCAUACAUGGGAGAGGGCACGUACACAGGUACAGCCAUUCGUAAAGCCACACAGGAGGCCUUCUACAGCUCACGUACGGGAGUCAGCAAAGUGGCCAUCGUGAUUACUGACGGCCAGACGGACAAACGAGAGUCAGUGAAGCUGGAUAUUGCCGUGCGAGAAGCACAUGCUGCUAAUAUUGAGAUGUUUGCCCUGGGGAUUGUGAACACGUCAGACCCGACGCAGGCUGAGUUCCUGAGAGAGCUGAACCUGAUCGCCUCUGACCCAGACACAGAGCACAUGUUCCUCAUCGAUGACUUCAACACCCUGCCAGCUCUGGAAUCCAAGCUGGUCAGCCAGUUCUGUGAGGACGAGAACGGAGCCCUGAUUUACAACAGGAUAACUAAUGGCUACAACGGCCAUGGAAACAAUGGCUACAACGGCAACAGGAAUGGCAUCAAUGGGAACUACGCCAUCGGUGGCUAUGGAUACCGGCCUGUGACUGAGAAGGAAAUCGUGAACGGUCGACAGACUGGCACCAACACUGGCACCAGCACCCACAGCCAUGGAGGCAAAGUAGAAACCACCCAACAUGGCAGUAAAGGAUCAAGCACAGCACAUGGUGGAGGAGGGCAGGUGUACACUGAUACAACAAACUGGGAGACUGAGCGCGGGGACACAUUUAACCGCGAAACCGUAGAUAUCAGACCUGUUCCUCCUUCCAGAGGGGACUCCUCCAGCAGCCGAGGCUCUUCCUCAUCUUCAUCCUCAUCAUCAUCAUCUUCUUCUUCUUCUUCUACAAAUAUAACCAUAUCAUCCUCAGGUGUAUCUGUACCAUACGUGCCUCCCCCACGGCCAGCUCUCCCCAAAGAGACCGUUCCCUUAGACCCUCGCUGCGGCUUGGUCCUGGACCAGGGCACGUGUCGGGACUACAACAUCCGCUGGUAUUACGACAAGCAGGCCAACGCCUGUGCCCAGUUCUGGUACGGAGGCUGUAACGGCAACAAGAACCGAUUUGACACAGAGGAGGAGUGCAAGAGGACGUGUGUGAUCACCAGAUCCUACUGGAGGCUGAGUGAAGGCAUCUGCCAUACAUCUGCUGUAGAUACGUCAAGGAGGGGCAGCUAA
Messenger RNA from Lates calcarifer (barramundi perch), 4048 nucleotides. Its product is annotated as collagen alpha-1(XXVIII) chain-like. The record is from RefSeq and is a predicted model, not a curated record. Lineage: Eukaryota; Metazoa; Chordata; Actinopteri; Centropomidae. Gene Ontology annotation, molecular function: serine-type endopeptidase inhibitor activity.